UCGCGCUGCCAUCACUAGAGGUCACAAUUGGGCAACAUUUUGUUUACUUUCGCCAAUAUUUAAACAUUUCAGUCAGAGUUAAUGAAAUAAAACGACUUCAGCUUGAAUUGUGCAAAAGUUUGAGCGGCGGCUUGUGGUUCGGUGCAAAGUGAUUGCAGCAGUGUGUGUGUGUGUGUGUGGGUGUGUGGCCAAAGCAGGACAAUACAAAAGGGAAACCAAAGGCCGGAACGAGAAAAGAAGCCAAAGAGUUUCAUUAACAGACUCCAAAAACAAAACAAAACAACGAUUCACAACGAAAACUUUUGGAGAAGGCAACAGGAGCGACGACCAUUGAACAGUGCCACUCCAUUCUCCGCCCCAAAACUAUGGCCAUGUAGCAAAGGACCAACAGAAGAGAAACAAAACAGAAAAGAACAAAAAACAAAUAACACCGAGGUGCCCUUAGACAAUCGAAUUCGUACAACAAACCCAGCAACAAGCAACAACGCAAUUUAUAACCAAUUGAAAUUGAUAACUGCCAAUUUUUUUGAACUGACAAUAAAAAAAAAGAAGAACCUAAACAAACGCAAAGAGGAGCAUAACAAAAAGAAAACUUCGCAACAAUCAGGAGAUACAAAUAAAAUAAAUACAAAAUGGGACGCAAAAUAACUGUGGCUGUAUCCACACUGAAUCAAUGGGCCUUGGACUUUGAGGGAAAUUUGGCAAGGAUAUUGCAAUCCAUAUUAGAGGCCAAAGAUAUGGGCGCCAGCUAUCGCACUGGACCCGAGUUGGAGGUUAGCGGUUACAGCUGCGAGGAUCACUUUCGAGAGCCGGACACAUAUCUGCACUCAUGGGAGGUGCUGCUGGAGAUCAUGAUGUCGCCCAUUUGCGAGAACAUGCUGGUGGAUGUUGGUAUGCCGGUAAUGCAUCGGAAUGUGGCCUACAACUGUCGCGUGGCGUUCUUUAAUCGCCAGUUGCUGCUGAUUCGACCGAAAAUGGCCAUGUGCGACGAUGGCAAUUAUCGGGAGUCACGCUGGUUCACUGCCUGGACCAAGUCCAUGCAAACGGAGGAGUUCCUGCUGCCGCGCAUGAUAUCGCAGCAUACGGGGCAGCAGACGGUGCCAUUUGGCGACGCGGUGAUCGCCACACGCGACACCUGCCUGGGCUAUGAGAUAUGCGAGGAGCUGUGGAAUGUGCGCAGCAAACACAUCGAAAUGUCGCUGGCCGGCGUGGAGGUAAUCGUCAAUGGGUCCGCCAGCUACAUGGAGCUGCGCAAGGCCCACAUCACCUCGGACCUGAUACGGAAUGCCAGCUUCAAGGCGGGUGGUGCAUAUCUGUUUAGCAAUCUGCGCGGCUGCGACGGCCAGAGGGUGUACUUCAAUGGCUGUUCGGCGAUUGCGCUGAAUGGCGAGCUGCUCGCCAGGGGCCAGCAGUUUGCCCUGCAGGACGUCGAGGUGACCCUGGCCACAAUUGAUCUGGAGGAGAUACGCGCUUAUCGUGUGAGCCUGCGUUCGCGUUGCACCGCGGCCGCCAAUGCGGCCAACUAUCCGCGGAUCCACUGUGACUUUGAGAUGUCCACCCACAGCGACAUCUUCAAAACAUCAACGCCGCCGCUGCACUGGCCCAGCCACACGCCCGAGGAGGAGAUCGCCUUGGGGCCGGCCUGCUGGCUCUGGGACUAUCUGCGUCGCUCCGGCCAGGGCGGCUUCUUUCUGCCGCUCAGCGGUGGCAUCGAUUCGAGCAGCUCGGCCACCAUUGUGCACUCCAUGUGCCGCCAGAUUGUGCAGGCCGUACAGCUGGGCGAUGCUCAGGUGUUGCACGACAUCCGGAAGAUCCUGGCCGACACGGACUACACGCCCGACAAUGCCGCGACGCUUUGCAACCGCCUGCUGGUCACCUGCUACAUGGGCAGCGUCAACAGCAGCAAGGAGACGCGACGACGGGCCGCACAACUGGCCAACCAGCUGGGCAGCUAUCACAUCGAGAUCAGCAUCGAUCUGGCGGUGAAUGCCCUGCUGGGCAUCUUCAAUGCCGUCACCGGUCUGACGCCACGCUUUCGCACACAGGGCGGCUGUGCGCGUCAGAACUUGGCGCUGCAGAACAUUCAGUCACGCCUGCGCAUGGUCCUGGCGUACAUUUUCGCGCAGCUUAUGCUGUGGGUGAGGAAUCGACCGGGUGGCCUGCUUGUCCUGGGCUCGGCGAAUGUGGAUGAAUCGCUGCGUGGAUAUCUGACCAAAUAUGACUGCUCGUCGGCGGACAUUAAUCCCAUUGGGGGUAUAUCCAAGACGGAUCUGCGACGCUUUCUGGUCUACGCCAAAGAGAAGUACAAUCUGCCUGUGCUGGAGUCUAUUAUUGAGGCACCGCCCACCGCCGAGCUGGAGCCGCUGCAGGAUAACGGGGAACUGCAGCAGACCGAUGAGCAGGACAUGGGCAUGACCUACGAUGAGCUGAGCGAGUAUGGGCGCCUGCGCAAGCAGUCCUUCUGUGGCCCAUACAGCAUGUUCUGCCGCCUGGUGGCCACUUGGAAGGGGGACCUCAGUCCCAAGGAGGUGGCCGACAAGGUGAAGCACUUCUUUCGCUGCUAUGCCAUCAAUCGGCACAAGAUGACCGUGCUAACGCCAUCGGUGCAUGCCGAAAGCUACAGUCCCGAUGACAAUCGCUUCGAUCAUCGACCGUUCCUGUACAGGCCCAACUGGAGCUGGCAGUUCAAGGCCAUUGACGAUGAGGUGGACAAGCUGCAGCCCAUCUAUACACCCUCCUCGAUGCGACCCAGCAGCGAUGAUCUGCUGCUAUCUACGCAGCGUUCCUCGCAUCUGGAUGACUCGAAGCACUCGUCGCCGCUCUCCUCGGCCUCGGGCUCGGCCUCCCUGGAUGUGGGCAUAUCAACGGCUGCUGUACCCCUGGCAGCUGCUGCCGCUGCCGCCGCCGCUGCACCCGGCCUGGCCAAAAAGCCCAGCGGCUACUCCAAGGUGCAUGUGAAUGUCCUAGGAAAAAUCAAAGACCGCACUGGGAUACCUGUCUAGGAUCUAAGCAUCGAACAAAACGCACUGUUGGAAUUCUUGUUUGUUUUUUUUUUCACAAGGAUUACAUGUAGGAUUGAUAGCCAUUCAAAUCUUGUUCACAUCUUUAUGGAUACACAACAAAAAACACACUUAAAAGCCUUUGUAGAGCAUCCUUUUUCCAGUUGGCCUUAUCUUCAAACAAAAAACAUUGACCCUUUCCUAAUUAUACAUACAAAACUGCAUAUUAUAUAUAUAUAUAUAUCAAAUCGUAUAUUCCCCCAGCUAACCCCUUGCUAGACACUCUAGACAGUCGAAGAACGAUUGCGAGAAGUACCUUUAUAUUACUGUUGAAUUUUUGUUUCACUUCCUUUUUGCCUGUGUCGAAAUUCCUGCCAGUUUCAGUUUCCAGUUUGCUGGAUAAACAACACAAUAUCCUCUUUUGUUGACUAGUGCCUAGAUAAUAGGAUGAUGUCCAAAUUUGUACUAUCUUUUGUACCAUCUUUAGCCCCCUGUGACCCUGUGCAUGCCCAGUUUCAUGUGUGAUUUUUGAUAGUAGCUUUUAUUUAGGCACCUUUUUGGGGAGAUCAAUAUUUGCUUUGUUCGUUUGUGUACAGUGCGUUUCAGAGCCAGCCAUAAGAGCUAAGAAAUUGUAGGAAUUGAUGUAGGUUAAUGUUUAAACUAAACUAAAGCAAAUGAAUAAAAUCCAAUCUCUACUAAAACUAAUUGAAAGCAAUAACUGAAGCUUAUGAGCUGAGCCUAAACCAAAUCGUUUCGAUUUUACGAGUAUUUACUGCCCCUAUUUGGAUA
Drosophila guanche is the source of this 3788-nucleotide messenger RNA. It is a transcript of the gene Nadsyn, whose product is annotated as glutamine-dependent NAD(+) synthetase. The transcript has 6 exons. Lineage: Eukaryota; Metazoa; Arthropoda; Insecta; Diptera; Drosophilidae. Gene Ontology annotation, cellular component: cytoplasm. Gene Ontology annotation, molecular function: glutaminase activity; NAD+ synthase (glutamine-hydrolyzing) activity; ATP binding. The record is from RefSeq and is a predicted model, not a curated record. The coding region runs from base 633 to 3002 and encodes 789 amino acids. Gene Ontology annotation, biological process: NAD+ biosynthetic process.